Molecule: messenger RNA, 1578 nt
Organism: Pseudozyma flocculosa PF-1
Lineage: Eukaryota; Fungi; Basidiomycota; Ustilaginomycetes; Ustilaginales; Ustilaginaceae
Exons: 4
Coding region: 1-1578 (525 amino acids)
Biological process (GO): transmembrane transport
Cellular component (GO): membrane
Molecular function (GO): transmembrane transporter activity
Source: RefSeq, a predicted model, not a curated record
AUGUCCGCGCCCAGCGCCACCACCGACGAAAAGAAGCAAGACAUGGGCGAGAUGCUCACAAAGACGGCCUCGGCCAAGUCGGACUCGUUUGGCAGCCGCAACGCCCUGCCCGAGCUCGAGUCGGACCUCUCGCGCUUCGAAAGAGACCUGCCCGACUCGCUCAAGGGACGCUCCCUCGACGAGCUCCGCGCAAUGGAACGCAAGCUCGUUCGCACCAUCGACCUCCGCAUCAUGCCCGUCACCAUCAUCGCCUUUGUCUGGAACAUCAUCGACCGCAACGGCCUCACCAACGCCAAGCUCGGCGGCCUCGAAGCCGACCUCGGCCUCUCGCACGUCCAGUACCAGACCGCCCUCAUGAUCCUCUACGUCGGCUACCUCCUCAUGCAGCUCCCCUCCAACAUGCUCCUGCCCUAUACCCGCCCCUCGAUCUACAUCCCCACCGCCAUGUUCCUCUGGGGCAUCGCCUCUGGCUGCUCGGCCGCCGUCCAGAACUUUGCCGGCCUCGUCGUAUGCCGCUUCUGGGUCGGCUUCAUCGAGGCCGUCUUCCUCCCCGCCGUCGUCUUCCUCAUGUCCUGCUUCUACACAAAGCGCGAGCUGCCAACGCGCAUCGCACUGCUCUACCUUGGCAACUCGGCUUCCAACAUGCUCGGCGGCCUCUUUGCCGCCGGCAUCCUCGCAAAUCUCGACGGCGCAGGAGGUGUCCAGGGCUGGAGGUGGCUCUUCAUCAUCGAGGCCAUCUGCACCGUCCUCGUCGCCCUGUCGGCGUACUACCUCCUCCCCGAUUGGCCCAGCAACACGCGCUGGCUCUCCCAGGAGCAGCGCGACAUGGCCGUCCACCGCAUCACCGCCGACGCAGCAGGAGCAAAGGACGAGGACCUGGACAAGUGGUACCAGGGCGCCGCCCUCGCUGUCAAGGACCCCCUCGUCUGGCUCUGCGUCCUCAUGCAGCAUGGUCUUUCCGUGACAAACUCUUAUUCGCAGUUCUUCCCAUCAAUUGUCAAGACUCUUGGGUACGAUCGCAUCAGGACAUUAGCUCUCACUGCUCCGCCGUAUGCAUUUGCAUUUAUCGUGUCGGUUUUCACGGCGUGGCACUCGGGCAAGACAAACGAACGUUGCUUUCACAUCAUCAUUCCGAUGUGUGUCACCAUCAUCGGCACCAUCUUGAUGAUGUUCCUCAAGAGCCUUGCCGGGCGGUACGUCUCGAUGUUCAUGGUCGGCAUCGGAUCCUACGCCGCCUUUUCCCUGAUCCUGUCGUGGAUCAGCGCGACCAUGGUCCGCCCGAAGGCGAAGCGCGCCGCCGCCCUGGCCAUCAGCAACGCACUCGCCAACAUCUCGCACGUCUACACGUCGUACGCCUUCAGCGACAGCACCAAGCCCUACUACCGCCCCGGCGGCAGCAUGAUCUGCGGCUUCGCCGCCCUCGUCUGCGUCUGCGCUCUGUCGCUCCGCACCCUCCUCAAGAAGCGAAACGACAAGAUGGAACGGGACGAGACGGAGCGCGUGGUCACCAACGACGGCCUGGAUGCCAACGGCCAGCUCGUCAACCCGAUGGGACACGGGUUCCGGUACACGCUCUGA